AUGUCCAUGAAGGAAGUGGGCGAUGGGCUGCAGGACCAGAUGAACUCCAUGAUGGGGGCGCUGCAGGAGCUGAAGCUCCUCCAGGUGCAGACGGCCCUGGAACAGCUGGACAUCUCAGGGGGCAGUGUGGCCCCCGGCUGCCCUGAAAGCCCCCGGACACAGCUGGAGCCCCCGCCCUGGGAGGGCGGCAGAGGUCCUGCCAGGCCUGCUGUCCCGUCCCCCUCCAGCCAACCUUCUCAUGGGAGCAGCACCAGGUGUCCGUCCCAUCGGAGUGUGUGUGGGAGGGAUCCAGCCCUCGGACCCAGGACCCAGCCCUCAGAGCACCAAGGCUGCGCCCCGCAGAGGCCAGAGCUGGUGGAGGCAGACGACUGGACCUCCACGUUGAUGUCCCGGGGCCGGAAUCGCCAGCCUCUGGUGUUGGGUGACAACGUUUUCGCAGACCUGGUGGGCAACUGGCUGGACUUGCCGGAACUGGAGAAGGCCGGGGAGGCGGGGGCGCCCCGCGCGGAGAGGGCGCCGCCCCGGGAGCUGGGCCGCAGGUUCGCGCUCACCGCCAACAUCUUCAGGAAGUUCCUGCGGAGCGUGCGGCCCGACCGCGACCGGCUGCUGAAGGAGAAGCCAGGCUGGGUGACGCCCGCGGCCUCGGAGCCCCGAGCCGCGCGCUCGCACAAGGUCAAGAAGCGGGGCCAUUCCAAGGGCUCGGGACGGCUCCCCUUUCCGGGCGCGGGGGAGCCCAGGCGAGCCGAAGCCACUUCCCCGGGCUGCCCCAAGGCCCUGGACACCCCGCCCUCCGGCUUUGACAUCAACACGGCUGUGUGGGUCUGAACCCAGGGGACCGAAAGCGGACUGGACCCCCGGGGCCAUCCUGGUGCGGGUCCUGGGCGGGAGGGCAGCGGCUGGCCCGGCUUUCAAACAC
Miniopterus natalensis is the source of this 916-nucleotide messenger RNA. The record is from RefSeq and is a predicted model, not a curated record. Lineage: Eukaryota; Metazoa; Chordata; Mammalia; Chiroptera; Miniopteridae.